Messenger RNA from Ceratosolen solmsi marchali, 2714 nucleotides. RefSeq names its product serine/threonine-protein kinase greatwall (gene gwl). Lineage: Eukaryota; Metazoa; Arthropoda; Insecta; Hymenoptera; Agaonidae. Bases 143 to 2308 code for a protein of 721 amino acids. The record is from RefSeq and is a predicted model, not a curated record. Gene Ontology annotation, molecular function: ATP binding; protein serine/threonine kinase activity. The transcript is spliced from 5 exons. Gene Ontology annotation, biological process: peptidyl-serine phosphorylation; intracellular signal transduction. Gene Ontology annotation, cellular component: nucleus.
AACCGUCGAAAAAGUUUUUAAACAUUUCAAAACAUUGAACUAGUCAUGUCUUAGUCGAAGUAUUUUGUGAAAUGCGAAUAAUCUUUUUGAUGAAUCAUAAAUUUAUUUAUUUUUCAUCUACUAAUGGAAAUCACUGCUAAAGAUGCUGGGUUCUAUUAUCAUUGAAACAAGUAGUAAUAAGGAUUCCUCAGAUUCUACAAUUAAUGUCAACGAUGCAUCAGGAAGCGAUUCUGAGCAGAAUAUAUGCAAUGGAGUCACCACUCCACAGCAGUCUACUUCAGAAUUUAAACAUAUUGAUAACUCCAUAUUUAAUACUAUUUCUAAAAUAGUUAAUCGUACAGCUAAGGUACCAGAAAUACAAGAUUUUAAAAUAGUGAAGCCUAUAAGUAGAGGAGCAUUCGGUAAAGUGUUCCUAGGUUAUAAGAAAACUAAUCCUGAUCAUAUAUAUGCUAUUAAAGUAAUGAAAAAAAAUGAAAUGAUUAAUAAAAAUAUGGCAUCUCAGGUAGUAAUAGAAAGAAAUGCACUUGCACUUGUUCGGAGUCCUUAUUGUGUUCAGCUUUUCUAUUCUCUUCAAUCUAUGACUACUAUUUAUUUAGUGAUGGAGUAUAUGGUUGGAGGUGAUCUAAAAAGUUUACUGGGAGUAUAUGGUUACAUGGAAGAGCCAAUGGCUGCCUUUUACACAGCUGAAAUUUCCUUGGCAUUAGAAUAUCUACAUUCUCAUGGAAUUGUACAUCGAGAUCUUAAGCCAGAUAAUAUGCUUCUUUCAAAAGAAGGGCAUGUUAAAUUAACAGAUUUUGGUUUGAGUAAAAUAUCAACUCUACAUCGUGAUCUUGAGAUUUCUGAUUUAGUUAACUGUACGCCUAGUUUAUGUGCACGAACUCCAGGCCAACUUCUCUCUCUAACAUCACAUCUAACAUUUGACUCUGGAGCUAAAUCAACAAUAAGUGGAAAUUCAAAUCUUCUAAACUCUAGUGAAAGAAGUAAUCCUGCAAUGGAUUUAUUGCCUGAGCUUCAAAUGAGAGCCAAUCAUCAUAAUUCUUCUAAUUCAAUUAUUUCUUCAGGUGUUCCAUCUGGUGAUUAUUCUCAUGUAUCUGGCGUGACACCUUUUCAAUCUGCUGAAGACAUACGAGUCUCAGCAUUUUCCAAUGAGAGUUCAACAGCUAGUAGUUAUCAUACAUGUGAGGCAUCAUCCUCAGCUGCAUCCUCAGAGGUAUUAACUACAACAGAGAAUUGCAACAACAGAAUUGAAGAAGAGGAUGAAUCGACUCUUGAGGCUGAACAAUCGCAACAGCUGCAGCAACCAUUACCUCACCAUACUAGUCCACUAAGCACAUGCAAGAAUAUCUUGGUAAGAGGCACAAAAAGAAAGAGGAUAAAUCAGUUGAUGCAAAGCACAGGUUUGACACGAGAAAUUUGCUUAAUCGGUUUGGAUGGCGAUUUAACCCCGAAGAGAAAGAAUUGUGGACAGACAUAUACUUGCAGAAGUCCACCAACAGCCGCAAUGACGAUUAUUCAUAAAAGCCAGGAAGCAGAUGGUACAGCAAAAAUGGAGGGAGACAGUGAAUCAGCGAGAGUAGCAUUUAGCACACCAGUUUCUUCGACAAAGCAACGACUUUGCAAUGACGAAGCUGUAUUCAAAAAGGAAGAGGAAAAAUCUUUACUUAUUAAAACGACAAGAUUUGAUUUGCCACCCACUAGUACAACAUCUGAUACUACAAACGAAGAUUUAAAUAUUGAACAUCACGUUCAGCACAGGUCACCACAGGAUAUAUCUCCUAUAAAGACACCAGCCUCUUCAGGCAAUAAUUUUACAACCUACAGAACGCCAAAAUCAGUGAGAAGAGGAACACAAGCUGGUAUUAAUCGUUCAGAUGAUAGAAUUCUUGGUACACCAGAUUAUUUAGCUCCAGAAUUACUUCUACGACAAGGUCAGUUACAAGUUAUCAUAUGGUGGGCAUUGGGUGUUUGUCUAUUUGAGUUCUGCACGGGUGUACCGCCCUUCAACGACGAAACGCCUCAAGCUGUAUUUACAAAUAUCCUUGCUCGAGAUGUACCUUGGCCCGAGGGUGAGGAGAGUUUAUCAGUGAAUGCAAUUGAAGCUAUUGAUGCUUUGCUUACGCUUGAUCAAAUUGCGCGCCCGACAGCCAAGGAAGUGCGUACUAUGAAACUCUUCCAGCAGUUCCCAUGGAAUGAGCCGCACAAGGCUAUGCCACCCUUUGUUCCUCAACCCGACGAUAAUUACGAUACAUGCUACUUUCAAGCUCGUAAUAUCUUACAACAUCUGAACGUUAGCAGCUGUGAUACAUGACCUAUAAUUUGUUGAACAUUGAAUUUACUCAAAGGAAUUUUAGACACAACGUUGUACAUUAUGAUUUUAAUUUUUCUAACGCUAGUUUUAUUAUUAUAUACGAGCGUAUGUAUAAAGUUAAUACGAAAGGCUGUUCCAAGACUUAUCAACUAUAGAAUUAUGAUAAGAACAUUAACAAUAAUAACUAAAAUGAAGAACAAUCAUUGUUAUGUGAUUUAAGAAUGAUAUUAGUGUAUACGUUAAGCCUUUAUGCUAAAUUUCAAUUUCGCACGUGUCUAAUUGUACCGAGAGGUACUUUAAUAAAAAUAAGACAUGUGCAAAACUAUGUGUACGAAAAGAGUCCUUUCAAAUUUUCAAUUCGUUUCGAAAAUAAUUACAGGUGUAAUAAGAUUCUUAUCAAAGAUAA